Messenger RNA from Pocillopora verrucosa, 3487 nucleotides. RefSeq names its product ATR-interacting protein. Lineage: Eukaryota; Metazoa; Cnidaria; Anthozoa; Scleractinia; Pocilloporidae. Gene Ontology annotation, biological process: DNA repair; DNA damage checkpoint signaling. The record is from RefSeq and is a predicted model, not a curated record.
CUUCGAUUCUUAAUGAAAUGUACGAAAUAUUUUGGCUUCCUGUACUAUGGCAAACUCCAUCAACAACAAUUUUCUGGGAAAUCAGAAGAGACGAAAUUUUAUCUACAACCCGGUUGCAUCAUGCUCAAGAGUAAGCAAUCCGCUUGAACCUCAGCAUAGGAACUCGGCAAGUGUUGUCCAUGCUCAAUCAGUGGUACGAACCCCUGUACAUCGGGAAUCACCGCACAAAAAGUUUAAAAGUUGCCAUAGCUUAUCUGACAGAAAAGCAGAUGAUAUUGUGGCACAGGAAGCUUGUCGUGACCUUCCACUCGAUGCUUUUGAUGACGAAGAGUUUUACACUUUGGAAGAUGACCUCGACGACAACGAUCUUUUGACAGCUGAACAUUUGGACGAAUGUGAUCGACUCGCUUCAUCCGAUUUACAUCCACUACACCAACAGCAAAGUACUGCUGGUAGAAAUGUCACUGUUUCCUCGAACGUGGGUCUUGAUGAGAAUCACGAAGUCAAGUGUACACAAGAUUAUGUCUCUUUAGCUAAUUCAAUGGAAUUACAUGCACCUAAUAAUAUCAAGCCCUUGGUAAAAGGUGAACCAUUCUUGAAUUCACUCGUGGACCAGCGUAAUGGGGUAGUUUCUAUACAAAGUAGUGAUGUAGGUGGGAACAAUGAUCGAAAAGUAGAAAGAGGUAAUUGUCUUGUGCCAAGGCUCUCAGAAGGUGGUCAGCCAACAGAAAUGGACAACCUGAAAAAAGAAAUUGAAAGAUUCAAAACUGAGUGUGCUGCUGCAAACUCUGCAGUGAAAAGACUGGAAGAGGAUAAAUUCUGUAAAGAUGGAGAAAUUAAGAUGUUACGUGAUUCUCUAGCAGAUUAUCAAGCAGACGAGAAGAGAAGGCAAGCAGAGAAAAAAGCUGCUGAUGAAAAACAAGCUAGAGAACAGAGUGAUAGAGAAAGAGAAUUGCUUAAACAAGUUGAAAACUUAACUACUCAAAUCUCUUUCAAAGAACAAGAAAUUUCACAAAUGAUAGAACAAAACAAAAAAAGAACAGGGUCUUUGACAGAUGGAAGUUGUAACAGCCCAAAAAGGAAACCAGUCAAUAUCAGUGAAACUUUUCCAACUGGUAAAUCAUUCUUCCAGAAAACAUCUCCAGAAAGCAAAGUUAAAUCACCAAGGACAAAAGGGAUUGAAAAGGAUGUUAAAACCCUGAGCAAACAGAACUCACCAAGAUUCUCUGAGGGAGAAAAUUCAGAAAACACAGGACUCAGUGGCUCUUCCAGUAGCAGUUCUAUUGUGGACAUAAUGAGGGCCCAUAGAAGAGAUAAUCAUGCUGCUGAAAUAGCCAUUACACAAUUACUUGUUGAAAAAUUUGCAGAAGUGGAACUUGUACAAAACUUGUUAUCACCACAAGAAAAAGAGCAGCAGCACAUCCUUCAGGAACAAGAUGGCUGUGGUAGCAUCCUCUCUCUUCUGACAAAUUGUUCAAAUGUUUACCCUACAUCUUCCAUACCAAAAACCUCUAUGAAUGAGACAGAUGUCACACAUACUUUGAGACUGUUUGAAACUCAGGCUGCCUCAAAACUAGCCAGGUCUACAAGUGGUGUCACUCAGAAAGAUUCUUUUGUUAUGUCCGACAGCAGUUCUGUGAUGCAAACUUUAUCUGGGCUUCUAAAUUAUCACCAAGAAGGAAAUGAUGAAAGUGAAGAAAAAACCUUAAAUUCUGUUUUCAAAAAUCGUCAUUUGCCAGCAGCAGUUAAACUUCUACCCUUACUGGAGAACUGCAUUGCCUAUUAUGUCCAUCAAAGGACAGAACACCAUGAUGAAAACAUUGUCAGUACUUGUUUGCCAAGAAAUUCUCCAACAAAUGACUCUGCAGAGUCUAGAGAAAGUCUAUUUCUUGAAAGUGAACAUGCAAAAAAACUUGCAGCAUUACAAACAAAUGCACUAAUUUCACUGAGACUUCUGAACAUUCUUGUGCUAUACAGCUGUGAAGUUUGUGAAUGUAUUUUAAAGUCAGCGACGGUGUAUGGUGACGGUAAUGAAGUUGACAGUCAUAAUGUAUUAGACACAAAUGAUGAAAUAGCUAAGAUAUUCUCAAGUAAAGUAGAAGAAGAUGGCUUCAUUCAACACCCAUUGUUCUCAAGCACUAAAAUUGCUGCAAAAAAAAGUCCUGUGGACAUUAACUCACACAUCUCCAGUUUAGGCAAAUUGAUGGUGGAGACCUCUGUGGAAACAGAGAGGAUUAGCAAUGAGGAGAAUGUUUAUCAAACAGAUUUACUGGGUUACAUGUUCAGAUUAAUAAUACCUCAACCAAAUAAUUCUGUGAAUGUUGCUCAUGAUACUCUACAAGUCCUCACUUCACUGGCAAGAAAUUGUGAAGUUAAAUUCUUCCCAAGACUGUUGCCGUUGUUGACUGAAAACCUUCUUUCACAUUGUCUUUCCAAAGACUGGACUCUUAACACAUUGUCUUUGGUCACAUCACUCCUAACACUUUUAACCAGACACAGCUGUUUUCGAAGAAGACUCUGUUCCCAAUCAGACGAUUGUAUUUUACUCAAGAUUUAUCAGGGAUGGCUUUUUAAGCCGGCUAAUGCUCCUGACCUAUGCUAUCAAGGAGUUCAUUUAAAGAUUUGUACUUUUGUCAAUAACCUCCUUAAAAACUCAGACUCAUCAGUCUUAUUAUUUCCCUUGGAGAGUGAAUGCCACUGCAACCUUGAGCUAAUCAAGUGCCUUGUAUUGAUGUUGGAUAAAGAACUGAACUCUCUCAGCCAAGUUCCAUCUGAGGCACUGACUGACCAUACACAUAACAGCCACAGUCUAAUGUUACUGAGGCAAGGUGUGUUUCUUCUAUCCAUGUUAUGUCUCAAUGAUCGAAUGUUUGUGGAGCAUCGGGCUGAAGUAGAACAUCAGUAUGUUAAUGUUGUGAGCGGUGUUACCAGACUUUACAAGCAGAUUGUUGGUGUGAUUUCAGAGGCAGAAGUAUUUGCUGUCCAAGAGUUAGUUGAUUUUGAACACAUCCAGGGGAUUGAGUGGUCACAGGAAUCAGAGGAUGAAGAUGAGACUGUUGAAGGAAUGGAACUUGCUGAAUGAAAUUCAAUUUAUUCUCAUAUUUUAAUGACUGAAACCUUUCAGUCACUUUUCAGGUCUUCAUUAAUAAUUGCAGUGAUCCUUUCUGUCAACAUUGGCUGAGAGGAAAGUUUUUAGACAGAAAGAAUAAGCCAGGAUAGAGGAGAGAGCAACAUAUGUGCUUACUCGAAAAUGUGUUAGAAGGUUUUCUUCUGUGAAUGUAAUGAAACUUCUGCUUACUUUUUGUUAAGGUAAACUAUGAUUGAUCUAGCUGAUAUCUGAUCCGUAUGCUCUGAUGAUUAACCAAGGUUAAGAAUUUCAGGUUUCUUGUAAUGAAGUGAGGUUUCCUCAUGCUAGGUAUAGGAGUGUUGUGCAAGAAAAUAAUCAUUUAAAAUGUUCUGUUUGUAAAAAGUAUCUUUUUAUGUGAAA